AACCACUACUCUGGGAAUCUUCAGGUCAUAACCACUUUUGCUCUCGUGCUGGAAACAUCGUAUCUUGACAAUUUAUUUACCAGCUCAUAAACCAAAACAUUGGAAAGGAAACAUGGCAGCCUUACUAGGAGAAAUCAACCACAUGCCUGGGAACAACAAUGACUUCUCGUAUGAGAUUUGGCCUGAUAUGGAGAGCUUUCUUCAAGAGAUCUGCCCUCCAACCAGCUUUGAGGAGCCAUCAUUUGCCCCAAGACUCGAGACCUGCUCACCAACCUCCACAGUGUUCUCUGGAGUAGGAAGCGAUGGUAGCACUUGCCUGUCACCGCCCCCAGUCUCGCCGCAGUCCGAUACAUUCGCCCAGGUCUAUGACGAGCUUCUCGACCUGGACUUCAUCAUCAACAACACAUCCGACCUGGAGGCAUUCAGUCCCGAAGCUUCACCAGAACCAGUUGCAGUUGUACCGCAGCAGCAGAUCAAGAUAAAGGAGGAAGCAUCAUCACCGCUUCCUGGUGCCACACCAUCAGACUGCAAUGGACAUUUUUAUGAUGAUACCCUGAACUUUAGCAAUGCCUUUGAAGCUAAGGUUGCACCACAGUUGAUCCAAAACCAGACACAGCAACAGCAGCAACAGAAGCAACAGUACCUCUUGACUGGCGAUCUUCACCACAUGCAGCAGCUGCACCAUCAGCAGCAGCAGCAGCAACAACAACACCAUCAGCAGCAGCAACAAUAUUUCCAGACCUACAACGUUCACCACCUCCAGAUGGCAUCGCAGCUGCAGCAACGCUCCGAGGCACAAUCCAUUCCCGAGCCACCACCUUACUCUCACCAACAUCUUGUCACAUCCCAGAUGACCAGGUUGGCCAUGCCACAGCAGCAACAGCUUCCCCAGCAACACAUGCUGCCAACACCACCCAACACACCACCAACCUCGCCACUCCUUGAUCUCCUCCGCAACACUCCAGUUGACACCACUGUCCCGACUUCAGUGCCCGCCACUCAGAUCGUCCGAAGGAAGGGAAGGCGAACAUGGGGUCGUAAGCGAACCACCACUCACACCUGCUCUCAUCCGGGAUGCGGGAAGACCUACACCAAGUCAUCUCAUCUCAAGGCUCACAUGCGCACCCACACCGGCGAGAAGCCUUACCACUGCAACUGGAAGGGAUGCGGAUGGAAGUUCGCCCGUUCAGAUGAACUCACCCGCCACUACCGAAAGCACACCGGUGACCGACCAUUCCAAUGCCACCUGUGUGAACGAGCCUUCUCCCGCUCUGACCAUCUUUCACUUCACAUGAAACGUCACAUGUGAAUGAAUGAACUGAACAAUAUUGGUUUAUUUAUUUCGCAGUGCGAACGCACCCGCAGACGAUAGUACAUCGAUCUGCUCGUGUCGAAUCUUGCAUACAGCGAAUUAUGUGUUUUUAUUACCGUUUUGUCAAAGAAAAUUGGCACAAAAAAGUUACACACAUUUUGUGUGGUUGUUUGAUAGGAUUUUUAUGUAUUUUUGUGACUUGAGAUCAGGUCUGGUUACUUUGAUCCGAAGAAUUUCAGGAAAUCUUUGAAAUGAAAUCCUUUUUUGUGACUUUGUAUGCUUUUUUGUCAAGUGCCUCUUAAUGUACAAAUGGUAUGCACAAUCGCUUAUGCGCAAUGCCGAAAGCAGCUUCGUCCGCCGAAGUUGCUCGAAGCGUGCCGAAGAGAUCCGAUCAAAGCCAAGUUAGGUUCGUGACGAUUCGCUCAGGUUGUUUCUCAAAGUCUUUGACAAUCUUGAACCUCUUGGCUGAUCGGUAACAGUUUAAGACCAAAUACGAUACUGUGUUGUCCACAUGAAACAUGGUCCGAUUACUUACAUCUUAGAUCGGUUUAAAUUCGUUCUGGUCAGAUUUUUUUGAGUGAAAACUCUGUAAAACAAUUUUCAAAUCGUGUAUAUUGAGUGCCUCACCCCAGUACUGUUAUUUGUAUUUGUCAUCGGUGAAAUCAACAGCAUUUAAACAAUAUCGUUUCGUUUUCACAGUGUAAGGCAUUUCAUGUUAAUGCACCAAUUGUUUCUUUGUAAAUACAAAUUUUAUAUGAAAAGGAAAUUGAUUGGCGUUGAUCGUCUCAAGAAAAAAAAUCUGAAAACUCAAAGACAACUUAUAUAUUCCAUUAUUUUAUGAUCGCGCGAAAUUGCCAAAAUUCUUAUUUUUAUCGUAUUUAAUUCAUGACAGAGAAAUGCGAGUCGUUUGAGUUUUCAGAUCAACUCUUAAAUUAUUCAAAAAACAUGCCUUAUCUUGCUCGCUUUUAUGUUACAUUGCAGUAUCUUCUACAACUCUGCGGGAUAAUAUCAUUUAGUUGACUGUAGUUAUGAGCAGGACUUUACAACAAAAAGUCAAGAUUCAAUCCUUAAAAAUGUUGAAUGUCACAUUCUGUUGAAGUAUGAUACAAUGAUCUUAAAAUUGUAUUGACUAACUUGUUAUGAACACCGCUGAUAAAAUGUUUAUUUCAUUCCGUCUGAGAAUCGACGUGAAAAAUAGUGAAUAAAACCCCAAUCUGAGGAGAAAA
This is a messenger RNA of Lytechinus variegatus (green sea urchin), 2538 nucleotides long. Its product is annotated as Krueppel-like factor 5. Gene Ontology annotation, molecular function: DNA-binding transcription factor activity, RNA polymerase II-specific; RNA polymerase II cis-regulatory region sequence-specific DNA binding. The transcript has 2 exons. NCBI's taxonomy places the organism in Eukaryota, Metazoa, Echinodermata, Echinoidea, Temnopleuroida, Toxopneustidae. Gene Ontology annotation, biological process: regulation of transcription by RNA polymerase II. The coding region runs from base 113 to 1309 and encodes 398 amino acids. The record is from RefSeq and is a predicted model, not a curated record.